Messenger RNA from Trypanosoma brucei brucei TREU927, 153 nucleotides. RefSeq lists its product as hypothetical. The transcript has a single exon. The record is from RefSeq and is a predicted model, not a curated record. The coding region runs from base 1 to 153 and encodes 50 amino acids. NCBI's taxonomy places the organism in Eukaryota, Euglenozoa, Kinetoplastea, Trypanosomatida, Trypanosomatidae.
AUGAAGGAGCGGAAAAGGUUUGGAGGCAGGAACUCUUGUUUGUUUAUGGGUGUUAAUUGUUACCUUCAGUGUCCAAGCAUGCAACUAGUGAAGGUAGGGAAAGGAGUGGAGGAAAGUAAGGGGAAAAAACUUGGGGUUAUUUUUCCAUUAUGA